UGGUCAUGUACUUUAUGAGUCGAGCUUUGACCAAAUGCGCGCUCUCUCUCUCAUCUAUAUUUUGUUGAUUUUGGGGUGUUGCAUUAAUGUGAAUCCUCUUUUCUUAUGAAAAAUUAAUUUUCUUUUGCAGACAUGUUCCUGUACGUGGUUGGUCUCAUAGUCUUGCUCUUUGUCUAUCGGUGGUUCAGAGAACUGGGAAGAGUUCCCAACAAAUCGGAGAAGUUUGUGUAUAUCACAGGCUGUGACACGGGCUUUGGGAAUCUCUUGGCCAGACACUUGGACACAAAGGGUUUCCGUGUCAUCGCAGGCUGCUACACAGAGAAGGGAGAGGAUGAGCUGAAGAAGGCCUGCUCCGACAAACUCACAGUGCUGCAUUUGGAUGUCACCGAUAAUGACAGCAUUAAAAAAGUAGCCGACACCAUUAAAACCCUGGUGGGACAGAAGGGUCUGUGGGCUAUGGUCAACAACGCUGGUAUUUCUUUCCCAACUGCUCCCCAUGACUGGCUAGAUAUUGGGGACUUUAAACAAAUGAUCAAUGUGAAUCUGAUCGGGGUUGUAGCCGUUACUCUGAGUGUGUUACCGCUCAUUAAGAAAGCCAAGGGCAGAGUGGUCAACGUGGCCAGUGUGUUUGGACGGAUUAGUACCAUGGGAGGGGCGUACUGCAUUACUAAGUAUGGAGUAGAAGCUUUUAAUGACAGUCUAAGGAGGAACAUGGCACCAUUUGGAGUGAAGGUUUUAUGCAUUGAACCUGGAUUCUUCAAAACAGUUGUUACUGACUCCACUGUCUUUGAGAGUCAUAUGGAGAGAUUAUGGAAGAAGUUGCCUCAGGAUGUGAAGGAUGAGUACGGCAGUGAUUUCAUAGACAGAACAAAGCUGGUGAUUAAGGAGAAGAUUGAUAAGAUUGUGGAUCCAGAUCUGAUGAAGGUGGUGAGCUGUAUGGAGCAUGCUGUGGCUGCUGUCCAUCCCCGUACCAGAUAUUCUCCAGGCUGGGAUGCCAAGUUUCUCUGGCUGCCUCUCUCCUACAUGCCAACCUUCAUCUCAGAUGCUUUCAUCUUAAAAAGUGCAGUUAAACCCAAAGUUUCAGUUGUGUAAGCAUAAACAGCCACUUCUUUGUGCCAUGCUCUUGCAGCAUACUGAGACGUGAUGUAAUACUUUAUAUUGUAAACAAAUAUAUGUAUGUGUAUAUAUAUAUAAAUAUAUAUAUAUAUAUAUAUAUAUAUAUAUAUAUAUAUAUAUAUAUAUAAUAUAUAUCAAUUAAUUAAUACUUAAUGUACAUUUUUACAAUAUUGAAUUUAAAUAAAAACUAAAUUUAAAAAAAUGUUUUAGAAUCCAGACAUACUACAUCUGCCAUUUUGUCAUUAGCAUGUGACCUACCAGUGUCAGUUGAGUCACUUCACUGCCAUUCAUAAAUCCUCUCCCGUGGCCUCAUGGUAUAGUAAAGUGUCCAUCAUAUGCAUGCUUCAGAAUCUCUCCAGAAGUAGUAGGUCAUCCGGGUACUUUUUGCCUACUCUUUUAUCAAUACUCUGAAUUUGGACAUACUUUAUUUGUCACAUACUGUUUUUUGCCUGUGAAAUAGUAGGGAAGUAUGCAAUUUCAGAUGCAGACACAAAUGUGAUGUUUAUCUAGUCAUUUUUGCUUAUUUGUAUGGUUGAAUUGGAUCAUCGAAGGUCAGCAGCAAAGACAUUGGUUAAUAAAGUGAUUAAAUAAAGUA
Messenger RNA from Ctenopharyngodon idella (grass carp), 1711 nucleotides. RefSeq names its product dehydrogenase/reductase (SDR family) member 9 (gene dhrs9). Gene Ontology annotation, molecular function: oxidoreductase activity. The record is from RefSeq and is a predicted model, not a curated record. NCBI's taxonomy places the organism in Eukaryota, Metazoa, Chordata, Actinopteri, Cypriniformes, Xenocyprididae.